Messenger RNA from Babesia bovis T2Bo, 567 nucleotides. Its product is annotated as putative 40S ribosomal protein S19. Gene Ontology annotation, cellular component: ribosome; cytosolic small ribosomal subunit. The record is from RefSeq and is a predicted model, not a curated record. Lineage: Eukaryota; Apicomplexa; Aconoidasida; Piroplasmida; Babesiidae. The transcript has 2 exons. Bases 42 to 557 code for a protein of 171 amino acids. Gene Ontology annotation, biological process: translation; ribosomal small subunit assembly. Gene Ontology annotation, molecular function: RNA binding; structural constituent of ribosome.
AUAUCCUAUAUUUUUGGAGUUUAUCGUAACGGUUUUUAAAGAUGGAACUUUCUUUGGACAAGCAGAUGCGUAGGCUUGGCCACUACGAUGCUGAGGUUCCUUACCGUCGUUUCAACACUUCGUUGAAUGACUGUCAGCCUGAUGUUUUCAUUGCUGCUUUCGCUCAGCAGAUGGAGUUGAAGAAUUACAUUGACCCUCCCAAGUGGAUUGACUAUGUUAAGACAAGUUGUGCUAAGGAAUUGGCCCCUCAGGAUCCCAAGUGGUUUUACAUUCGCAGUGCCGCUAUUUUGCGUCAUUUGUACUUCCACCCUGAUGAGGGUAUUGGUCGUUUGAGGCGUGUAUAUGCAUCUCGCAAGAGGCGUGGUUGUGCUCCUAAUCACACUUGCCCGGCUUCAGGCAAGAUUAUUAGGACGAUCGUUCAGCAGUUGGAGGCCAAUGGUUUCCUUGAGAAGAGCAAGGACAACAAGGGUCGUCGUCUAUCGCGCCGUGGUUGCAACAUUGUCAACGAAUUUGCCCGUCAUUUGACUCGCAGUUUGUUGGAGAAGGAGAGCGCAUGAUCUCAUUGCA